Nestor notabilis (Kea) is the source of this 903-nucleotide messenger RNA. RefSeq names its product dehydrogenase/reductase (SDR family) member 11 (gene DHRS11). The coding region runs from base 90 to 635 and encodes 181 amino acids. NCBI's taxonomy places the organism in Eukaryota, Metazoa, Chordata, Aves, Psittaciformes, Psittacidae. The record is from RefSeq and is a predicted model, not a curated record. Gene Ontology annotation, molecular function: oxidoreductase activity. The transcript has 6 exons.
AAUUAGCAGCUGAAUGCCAGAGUGCUGGCUAUCCUGGAACCCUCAUCCCGUACAAGUGUGAUCUCUCCAACGAAGAGGAGAUCCUGUCGAUGUUCUCUGCCAUCAAGACCCUUCACCAAGGAGUUGAUGUGUGCAUCAACAACGCGGGGCUGGCUCGCCCAGAGCCCCUGCUCUCGGGGAAGACAGAGGGCUGGCGGACGAUGAUAGAUGUCAACGUGAUGGCUGUAAGCAUCUGCACCCGAGAGGCCUACCAGUCCAUGAAAGAGAGAAACAUUGAUGAUGGGCAUAUUAUUAACAUUAACAGCAUGAAUGGCCACAGUGUUGUGCCACAGUCAGUGGUGCAUUUCUACAGUGCCACCAAAUAUGCAGUUACAGCCCUCACGGAGGGGCUGAGGCAAGAACUCAGAGAAGCAAAGACUCAUAUACGAGCUACAUGUAUCUCCCCAGGACUGGUGGAAACAGGAUUUGCUUUUAAACUUCAUGACAAUGACCCCGAGAGAGCUGCUGCAACCUAUGAGAGCAUUCGGUGUCUCAAAGCUGAAGAUAUGGCUAAUGCUGUCAUAUAUGUCCUCAGUGCCCCACCUCAUGUACAGAUUGGAGAUAUACAGAUGAGGCCCACAGAGCAGAUAUCAUAGCAGAUGAAGAGGACUGUGAGCAGCACCGUGUAUCCACUCCACUUCGAACCCUUUGGCAAUUCAGGGUUCCAUCAGCUGGCUGGCAAUGUUUUAAUCAAGUACCAAGGAUCAUGUUUGAAGAAUUCUUUUUCUCUCCCUCUCUCUGAGUUGGUGCUGGUGCUGAGCCAGUGUAAAAAUAACCAGUAGUGGGUCUAUUUCUGCCCCACUCCUUUCUGACACUGCUUAAGAGUAAAAUGUGUUUGCAAAUAAUGCAGGGAAGUGGUUUGUG